Molecule: messenger RNA, 2933 nt
Organism: Otolemur garnettii (small-eared galago)
Lineage: Eukaryota; Metazoa; Chordata; Mammalia; Primates; Galagidae
Gene: CCDC157
Product: coiled-coil domain containing 157
Exons: 10
Coding region: 1-2160 (719 amino acids)
Source: RefSeq, a predicted model, not a curated record
AUGGCACACCUGCUGGGCAGCCAGGCCUGCAUGGAAAGCCUGCGCAAGGACCUCACUGAUCUGCAGGGCGCCAUCGUAGACGUGUUCUCUCGUGCUGGGCCCGUGCGUUUCCCCUCUUGGAAGUUCCCUGACCGUGUGGCCUGUGAUCUUGACAUGGUAGACUUGCUAGAGCACUAUGACCACGUGCCAGGUGACCCCGAGUUCACGCAGCUGUCCCAUGCUGUACUACUGGAGCUGGUCAUUGACAGGCUCCUGCUGCUGCUUCAGAGCUGUGCAAGCUACUUGGAGAACCUUGGCUCAGAACAGAUGAUGCCUUCUGCCCGGGCUGUGGGGCCCUGCAUGUCUGUGGGGCUCACAGUACGACGUUUCUGGAACAGCCUACUAAAGCUGGGCAUGCUCUACCAACAGGCAGCCCCCCAGAAAAAGACAAAGCAAGGGGAUGCCCCCACCUCUAAGUCCACAGCCAAGGGCGAGCCAGCCAAGAGCCUUGAACGUAUGACUGCCAAGUUCUUCAAGCCCCCCUCCCCAGUGUUAGGAUUGCCUCAGACCUGCCAAGAGUUGGAGAGUAUCCCUGUCAGAGUCUCCCUGCAGUGUCCAACCAUGACCUCCAAGAAUACCAAGAGCAUCCACUCCCAGACCAUUGAGACAGCCCUGGUGCCCUGUGAUGCGUGCACCAGUGUCCAGGGCAGCCUGCAGGAGGUGGGCAAGGUGGUCAUCAGCCUGUGUCAGAGCCAGAAUUUGCCCUCAUCCUUAGCCCAGUUCCAGCAGCUGGUGCAGGACAGCAUGGGACUCAGGCCACUGCCAGCUGCCACUGUGAGCCAUUGGGCAGCAGAGCAGAGCAAGGACCUGAUGCGUCUCAGUAAGCAUAUGGGGACCCUCUCUCAGCUUGUCAGCCCCCUCAGGACCCAGCUGGGGGAGGCUGAGGGGCAGAAGGCUGAACUGAAAAAGCAGGUGGACAAGCUGGAGCAGGCGCUGCAGCAGAAGGAGGGGGCGCGGCAGCAACAGGCAGAGGAGGCUGAGCAGCGCCUGGCUGAAUGGGAGCAUGACAAGCAGCACCUGCUUACAGAAAUAAGUGACCUAAAGAUGAAGGUAGCUGACCUGGACAGGGAACUGAAACAGCAGCAGGAGUCCAUGCAGGCUGUAGAGGCAAAGGCAAAGCAGCUGCAGGAGGAAAGCGAGCGCAGGGUGGUGGCUGAAAGGCAAGUACAGCAGCUAGAGGAGCAGGUGCAGCUGCUGGCGGGACGACUAGAGGGAGCCAGCCAGCAGAUCUGCUGGGCCAGCACAGAGCUGGACAAGGAGAAGGCCCGCGUUGACAGCAUGGUCCGCCACCAGGAGUCCCUUCAGGCCAAGCAGCGAGCUCUGCUGCAGCAGCUAGACAGCCUAGACCAGGAGCGUGAGGAGCUGCGGAGCAGCCUGGACAAGGCAGAGGCCCAGAAGGCCUGUGUGGAAGAGCAGCUGCAGGACCUAAAGGGCGAGAAGGAGCAGGGGUGGUGCCAGCUCCGGGCCCAACAGGAGAUGCUGCAGAGCCUGCAGCGAGAGAAGCAAGGCCUGGAGCAGGUGACCACGGACUUGCGGCUGACCAUCGUGGAGCUGGAGCAGCAGCUGGUGGAACUGAGGGAGAGGGAGCGGCUGCUGGUGGCCUUCCCGGACCUGCACAGGCCCAGCGAGGCCCAGAUCCAAAAUUCUGGCAACGUCACAGAUGACAUGGAGAAGCAAGUGAAGGCCAAUGACAUCCGUAUCCAGGUUCUGCAGAAGGAGAACGGGCGGCUGCAAUCAAUGUUGUCUAAAAUCCGGGAGGUGGCCCAGCAGGGGGCUCUCCAGCUGAUCCCACAGGACCAGCUCUGGUCCCUUCCCAGCAAGGGAACUCAGGGUGCAGCAUCCCCAGUGCAGGCUCAGCGAGUAUCCCCACGGCCCCUGGGCAAGUGGCACCCUGCUGGCAGCAGGACUGGCAGUGCGAGCAGAACCUUGCCAGGCCAGCCUCGAGCAUCCUCACCUCGACAGUCCUGCAGCCGGUCCAGCAAAUCCUCCCUGGAGGAUGUGACCCACUCAGCCAUCUGUGCCCAGAACCCCAUCCGGGCCUUGGCCAGGCUGAGGAGGAGACUGUCACCAGGCCGGGGCCAGGCCAGCUCUGCACACCUGCCCCAGGAGCGACCCAUGUAGCCUACAAUGGACUGGGGCUGGAUGGCAGGUGGCUGGCGGCCAUCCACUGUAAUAAAGCUCCUGCCAUCUACCCACAGCAAUCCUGGCCUCACAGCAUGGCUGAGUCGGGGGAAGAGUCCUUCCGUUCUUAUUCUGGGCAUAAGCCAGUGCAUCCCCAGCCACACAGGUCAUUGGCCAGCAGAGUCCUGGCAGUAUGAGCCCCAGAAAAUGGGAACUUCCUGCCUCCCUCCUGACAUAUUAUGGAAGAGGGGAGCACACCAAGGGCAAAAAGAAGGUUCUAGCACAUAGGCCAGGCAAAAGGCAGUCUUUCUAUCAUUACAAGUGUCAAGGGGUAAACCUGGAUACAGUGACUGGCACCAACCAAAAGGAGCAGGUUUGGAGGUGUGAGAGAAGGGCCAAUGAGGACACCUGAGACAAGGAUUUGGAGGCUCAGGGCUCACAGAGGCAGGCAGAGGGCAGCGAUAACUUCAGCCUCCCACCCUGGCUCUGAACCUGGGGCUGGGGAUAUUAAGGGCCCAAGAACACCAGGCCCCCUCUCCCUGGAACACUCCUUGCAGUUAGGAAAUGGUGAGAAUCACAAACAGUUUCUCUAAAUCCCGGAAGUCAAAGCCCCAGGAGGCCAUUCAAGACAGGCCUAUCCCUUGGGGCCCACCCAACCCAGGAUGCCACGUGGCUGGGCACUAAUGCCAACAGCUACACCAGGCACACAGCUCUAGUUUUCUUCUGGCCUCUGCUGAGUCACCUCUGUGACUGUCAGACCUUGCACAAGACUU